Triplophysa rosa is the source of this 2185-nucleotide messenger RNA. It is a transcript of the gene pabpc1l, whose product is annotated as poly(A) binding protein, cytoplasmic 1-like. Gene Ontology annotation, cellular component: ribonucleoprotein complex. The transcript has 16 exons. The record is from RefSeq and is a predicted model, not a curated record. Lineage: Eukaryota; Metazoa; Chordata; Actinopteri; Cypriniformes; Nemacheilidae. The coding region runs from base 99 to 1976 and encodes 625 amino acids. Gene Ontology annotation, molecular function: RNA binding.
AAUUACAUGGACGCAAAAUUUGCGGGGUGGAGACAUUUUACAGCUGCACUGAAAGAUAUGCUCAUAUGCUCCAAAUUACACCAGAGUGAUUCUGAAGGAUGAACAGCAGUGGUCCAGCAUACCCUUUGGCCUCUCUGUAUGUAGGUGAUCUUCAUUCAGAUGUCACUGAGGCCAUGCUCUACCAGAAGUUUUCUCCGGCUGGACAGAUCAUGUCCAUUCGUGUUUGCCGUGAUGUUAUUACACGCAGGUCCCUUGGAUAUGCUUAUAUCAACUUCCAGCAGCCGGCUGAUGCGGAAUGUGCCCUUGACACAAUGAACUAUGAAGUCCUCAAGGGUCGUCCAAUCAGGAUCAUGUGGUCGCAGCGAGAUCCAGGCCUGAGAAAAUCUGGGGUGGGAAACAUCUUUAUCAAGAACAUGGAUGAGUCUAUUGAUAACAAGGCUCUCUAUGACACUUUUUCUGCUUUUGGUAACAUCUUGUCAUGUAAGGUUGUUUGUGAUGAAAAUGGCUCAAAAGGUUAUGGGUUCGUGCACUUUGAGACUCAGGAAGCUGCCAACAGAGCUAUUGGGACUAUGAACGGCAUGCUUCUGAAUGAUCGGAAAGUUUUUGUAGGGCAUUUUAAGUCUCGUAAGGAGCGUGAGGCAGAGAUGGGGGCUAAAGCCAUGGAGUUCACCAACGUCUACAUUAAGAACUUUGCUGAAGAUGUUGACACUGUGAAGUUGAAGAGCAUCUUUAGUGAAUUUGGUAAGACCCUCAGCGUUUGUGUGAUGACUGAUGAAAGGGGACGCUCUCGUGGCUUUGGCUUUGUCAACUUUGAAAACCAUGAAGAUGCCAGAAGGGCAGUAGCUGAAAUGAAUGGCAAGGACUUGAAUGGCAGGGUGCUGUAUGUGGGUAGAGCUCAGAAGAGACUGGAGAGACAGGGAGAACUCAAACGCAAAUUUGAGCAAAUAAAGCAGGAGCGCAUACAACGGUACCAGGGGGUGAAUCUUUAUGUAAAGAAUCUAGAUGACAGCAUUGAUGAUGAGAAGUUGAGGAAAGAGUUUGCGCCUUAUGGAACAAUUACUAGCGCAAAGGUGAUGACCGAUGGGGGCCACAGCAGGGGCUUCGGUUUCGUGUGUUUUUCUUCUCCUGAAGAGGCCACGAAGGCAGUCACUGAAAUGAACGGUCGGAUCGUUAGCACCAAACCGCUAUAUGUGGCACUCGCCCAAAGAAAAGAAGAGCGAAAGGCCAUCCUUACCAAUCAGUACAUGCAGAGGUUAGCCAGCAUUCGAGCCAUUCCCGGCCCUGCCAUACCCAACGCUUACCAGCAGAGCUCUGGUUACUACAUGACCACUGUACCACAGCAUCAGGUUCGCUCUUAUUACAAUACUGUGCCAAACCUGCGGCCCACACCACGCUGGACAGCUCAAGCUCCAAGAACACAAGCUCCAUUCCCAGCUGAGUUUGUGAGACAAGCAAUGCCACGCAGACCCUCCACCACCAUAAGCACGGUCCGCCAGGCCUCCACUCAGGUCCCUCACAUUGUUAACAACACCCAACGAAUGGCUAACAUUGGGACACAGACGGCUGGUGGGAGAACAGCAGGAGGAGCUGCAGUCAGAGGAGUCAGUCAGUACAAAUACUCCGCCGGAGUCCGUAAUGUGCAGCAGGUCAUCCACGCACCAGCUCCUGUUGUUCAUCAGGUGGCACAUAAUACAGAACCUGCGGUUCACGUGAGGGGCCAGGAGCCUCUUACAGCUUCAAUGCUGGCAGCUGCACCCUUAAAAGAACAGAAACAACUCCUGGGUGAACGCCUGUACCCCCUGAUACAGGCUAUGCAUCCCACCCUUGCGGGGAAGAUCACAGGUAUGCUGUUGGAGAUUGACAACUCUGAGUUACUGCACAUGCUUGAGUCUCCAGAGUCUCUGCACUCUAAGGUCGAAGAGGCAGUAGCGGUUCUUCAGGCUCAUCAGGACAAGGAGAUAACAACGAAGAAGUGAAGAAGCUCCCUGAGGCAUGCACGCUGAAGUUCCGUGGAGGUUUUUUCAAAAACGGGGAAGAAUGAAAAGGGUUGAAAAUUGCACUUCAGAGUCAUGUUAUUCAAUGUGUUGUAGUUUUGACACAGCAAAUGCCAUUUUGAUCUCCACAAUGUUAAGUUUAUUCUGAGUUUGUUUAUAAAAAUGAAAAAUGGAAAAAAGAAAAAGGAUGA